This is a messenger RNA of Morone saxatilis (striped sea-bass), 3752 nucleotides long. It is a transcript of the gene smarca5, whose product is annotated as SWI/SNF related, matrix associated, actin dependent regulator of chromatin, subfamily a, member 5. The record is from RefSeq and is a predicted model, not a curated record. Gene Ontology annotation, biological process: regulation of transcription by RNA polymerase II; nucleosome organization. Gene Ontology annotation, cellular component: chromatin; nucleus. Gene Ontology annotation, molecular function: DNA binding; ATP hydrolysis activity; ATP-dependent chromatin remodeler activity. The coding region runs from base 204 to 3311 and encodes 1035 amino acids. The transcript has 24 exons. NCBI's taxonomy places the organism in Eukaryota, Metazoa, Chordata, Actinopteri, Moronidae.
AACGCGGGUAGCCGAGAACAAUCUUCCUAGCGCGAACGUGCUCCCUGUGACCAACCGGUGAGUCUUUCAUUACAAACAACCGGAUACUUUCCCGUUUAUCGAGAGAAAAGUUCGGAAAAUCUCCACCGGCGCUCAUACGGGACCACACAAGGCGCCAAACUAACGGACGACAUAUCUGAACCGAAGAGGAAAUUCGCCAGAAAAUGUCCGAAAGCGCGAACUGCGAGGAACAGCGGGAAGAGCCGACCGAACUUGACGAAGCACCAGGAGCAGCGGAGGAAAAGUCUGAUUCUUCCGAUGCUGGAAAAGAGUCCUCUUCAGAUGCCGGGCCUGAUGGACAAGAUGCCUCCCCCUCCUCAUCCAAAGCUAAAGAUGCUACUCCGGGGUAUGAGGAGAAAGUGCAAACAGACCGGACCAACAGAUUUGAGUACCUGUUGAAGCAAACGGAGUUGUUUGCUCAUUUCAUCCAACCAGCCGCGCAGAAGACCCCCACCUCCCCCUUAAAGAUGAAACCGGGACGCCCUCGCAUCAAGAAAGAUGAGAAACAGAACCUGCUCUCUGCCGGAGAUAAUCGUCAUCGCCGAACAGAGCAAGAGGAGGACGAAGAGCUUCUGAACGAGAGCACCAAGACGACUAACGUCUGCACUCGCUUUGAUGAUUCACCCUCCUACGUCAAAACAGGAAAAAUGAGAGACUAUCAGGUCCGUGGUCUGAACUGGCUCAUCUCUUUGUAUGAGAAUGGCAUCAACGGCAUCCUCGCUGAUGAAAUGGGUUUGGGGAAGACUCUUCAGACUAUUGCUCUGCUGGGUUACAUGAAGCACUACAGAAACAUCCCGGGUCCCCACAUGGUGCUGGUGCCCAAGUCCACCCUCUACAACUGGAUGAAUGAGUUCAAGAGAUGGGUGCCUUCACUCCGUGCAGUGUGCCUGAUUGGAGAUAGAGACCAGAGGACUGCCCUGAUUAGAGAUGUGCUGCUGCCUGGAGAAUGGGACGUGUGUGUCACAUCCUACGAGAUGCUCAUCAUUGAAAAGGCAGUGUUCAAGAAGUUCAACUGGAGAUACCUAGUCAUUGACGAAGCCCACAGGAUCAAGAAUGAGAAAUCAAAGCUAUCAGAAAUUGUGCGAGAAUUUAAGACCACCAACCGUCUGUUGCUGACUGGAACACCCCUGCAGAACAACCUUCACGAGCUGUGGGCUCUGCUCAACUUCUUGCUGCCUGAUGUCUUUAACUCAGCAGAGGACUUUGAUUCCUGGUUUGACACAAACAACUGCUUGGGUGAUCAGAAGUUGGUGGAACGUCUUCACACUGUUCUGCGUCCCUUCUUGCUUCGUCGUAUAAAAGCCGACGUAGAGAAGACUCUGCUUCCAAAAAAAGAGAUCAAGAUGUAUGUGGGCCUGAGUAAGAUGCAGCGAGAGUGGUACACAAAGAUCCUGAUGAAGGACAUUGACAUUCUGAACUCGGCGGGUAAGAUGGACAAGAUGCGUCUGCUGAACGUUCUCAUGCAGCUGAGGAAAUGCUGCAACCACCCGUACCUAUUCGACGGGGCCGAGCCUGGUCCCCCCUACACAACCGACCUCCACCUGGUGGUAAACAGUGGCAAGAUGGUGGUGCUGGACAAGCUCCUACCUAAGAUGAAGAAGCAGGGUUCUCGUGUGCUCAUCUUCAGUCAGAUGACCAGGGUGCUGGACAUCUUGGAGGACUACUGCAUGUGGAGGAACUACGGCUACUGUCGCCUGGAUGGCCAGACGCCGCACGAGGAGAGACAGAUCUCUAUCAACGCAUACAAUGAGCCCAACAGCGCCAAGUUCAUCUUCAUGUUGAGCACCAGGGCUGGAGGACUGGGUAUCAACCUGGCUACAGCGGAUGUGGUCAUCCUGUACGACUCCGACUGGAACCCUCAAGUCGACCUUCAAGCCAUGGACCGAGCUCACAGGAUUGGUCAGCAGAAGCAGGUACGCGUCUUUCGUUUCAUCACUGAAAACACAGUGGAGGAGAGGAUUGUGGAGAGGGCCGAGAUGAAACUGCGCCUGGACUCCAUUGUCAUCCAGCAAGGAAGACUUGUGGAUCCAAGCGCUAACAAGCUGGGCAAGGAUGAGAUGCUGUCCAUCAUCCGCCACGGUGCCACACACGUGUUUGCCUCCAAAGAGAGCGAGAUCACGGAUGAUGACAUUGAUGAAAUCCUGGAGAGAGGUGAAAGGAAGACUAUGGAGUUGAAGGAGAAGAUGUCUUCACUGGGUGAGAGCUCUCUGAGAAACUUCACCAUGGACACAGAGAACAGCAGUGUGUACACAUUUGAAGGAGAAGAUUACAGAGAGAAGAAAAAGGUCAUUACCAACUGGAUCGAGCCACCCAAGAGAGAAAGGAAAGCCAAUUACGCUGUGGAUGCCUACUUCAGAGAAGCUCUGCGAGUCAGUGAGCCCAAAGCACCCAAGGCUCCUCGUCCCCCAAAGCAGCCAAAUGUACAGGACUUCCAGUUCUUCCCUCCACGUCUUUUUGAGCUUCUAGAAAAGGAAAUUCUGUUCUACAGAAAGACCAUAGGCUACAAGGUACCCCGUAAUCCAGACAUGCCAAACUCGGCCCAGCUCCAGAAAGAGGAGCAGAGUAAGAUUGAUGAGGCUGAGGCUCUCACGGAGGAGGAGCUGGAGGAGAAGGAGAACUUGCUGCAACAGGGAUUUACUAUCUGGAACAAACGUGACUUCAACCAGUUCAUCAAAGCCAACGAGAAGUGGGGAAGAGAUGAUAUCGAGAACAUUGCCAGAGAGGUUGAGGGGAAAACUCCUGAGGAAGUCAUGGAGUAUUCUGCUGUAUUCUGGGAGCGCUGUAAUGAGCUGCAGGAUAUCGAGAAGAUCAUGGCCCAGAUAGAGAGAGGAGAGGCCAGGAUCCAGAGAAGGAUUAGCAUAAAGAAAGCACUGGACUCAAAGAUUGGUCGCUACAAGGCUCCCUUCCAUCAGCUCCGUAUCUCCUAUGGCACCAACAAAGGCAAGAACUACACAGAGGAGGAGGACCGCUUCCUUAUCUGUAUGCUUCACAAGCUGGGCUUCGACAAGGAGAGCGUGUACGACGAGCUGCGUCAGUGCAUCCGCAACUCCCCUCAGUUCCGCUUCGACUGGUUCCUCAAAUCCAGGACUGCAAUGGAGCUGCAGAGGCGAUGUAACACCUUGAUCACACUGAUAGAGAGAGAGAACAUGGAGCUGGAGGAGAGGGAGAAGGCUGAGAAAAAGAAACGGGGCCCAAAGUCUGGAUCAGCCCAGAAACGGAAGUCAGAGGGAACCGCAGAUGGCCGUGGACGCAGGAAAAAGCUCAAGUUGUGAAGCUGUUCGUAACUUGAAUCCUCCAUGUCAGAAUUCAAGAGCAGCAGCCAGCUCUGGUAUCUUUAGUCCUAGUGUCUGUGUUUGUUUUGCAGGCUGUGAUAAUGUACUGUGUAAAACCCUCUGAUGGACUGAUCUCGUGGUAAUAGGUUUUAGGAGGUGCUCCUUUACAAGCCUGCCUUGUUGUCACUUACCUAUACACUGCAGCUGUGCUGGCUUAGUUUUUCUUUGCUAGUCCCUCUUUUUUUUUCUUUUCUUUUUUUUUUUACUAGUACUAAGUUGAGAUAAAUGUAUUUAUGCCUGUUGGUUGUACCACAUUCCAUUGCUUGAAACAAAAUGUACCCUUCCCUUGUUAUUUUUAAGAAAACAUUUGUUCUUUUAUCUUCCUAUGUGAAGUAGAAAAUGUCUUUUUGAACAUCACAAAUAAACUUUCACCUUUUUUUU